Messenger RNA from Tripterygium wilfordii, 970 nucleotides. RefSeq names its product ribosomal RNA-processing protein 17. Gene Ontology annotation, cellular component: nucleolus. The coding region runs from base 82 to 669 and encodes 195 amino acids. The transcript has 4 exons. The record is from RefSeq and is a predicted model, not a curated record. Lineage: Eukaryota; Viridiplantae; Streptophyta; Magnoliopsida; Celastrales; Celastraceae. Gene Ontology annotation, molecular function: RNA binding.
AAAUAGCUGUCCUCGACCAAAACCUCAAAAUUCACUGCGAUUCGGCGGAGGAAGAGAGCAAGGAGUAGCGGAGAAGCUGCAAUGGAAGAAGGAGGACCAGAGGCCCCGCCAACACGAGUUAGGCACAUCAACAAACGGGCUCUCAAGAACAAAGCUCUUUCGGUCUCUUUCAACGAGAAAGAUCUCAAGGACUAUGUGACUGGGUUUCACAAGAGGAAGAAGAAGAGGAGAAAGGAAGCGGAAAGGCAGCAAGAGGAGGCAGAACGGCGCAAGCGUAUUGAGAAGCGAAAAAAGAUGAAAUUAGAAAGACAACUUGUUUAUGGAGGAGCUCCACCAGCUACUGGUUCAGAUGCUGAUGGAAGUGAAAAUGACCUUGAUCUGGAUGAGGGAGUUGAGUCAGUUACACCUGUUAAUGGGAUGACAAUGUAUGACAAUGGUGACAUGAAAAUCACCGUAAAAACAAGUGAGAUUUCGCGAGAAGACGAUGACAGACCUCAUGGAAAGACAGACGCUGAAGUGCCUAGAUCGAUUGGUGUUGAUAAAAAGAACAAUCUUCCUGUGAGUAAAAAGAAGUCUUUCAAGAAAGUCGCCAAGCACAGGCCUCGUUCUAAUAAGCUUCAAAAGAAAAGAGACAAGAAGAAGGGAAAGAAAAAGAACAAGAAGCACUAGCUUCAUUCCCUUGGCCAAAAUCCUUACAUUUACAGGAUAAAGUAACUUUUUCUGGUGUUAUCCUUUUCUGAGAUGCUCUGCUUAGCCAUGUAGAGAUUGUUGGUUCAUUCCAUUGUUCUGUUUCAUGGCAGCAGUUAAUGUAGUGAAUUCUUCUCUUCUUUAUAUUCCUUUCAAUAUGGCACUGUGGGGGAUGAAUGUGAUUUGUCAAUGUUUUUGGUUUCAAGGUUGUGACUAAGGGUUGUAUUUGGCAAGGAUAGCGAACGUGGAACUCUUCACAAAUAUGAAAUAUCAAGUCAAGAUA